Molecule: messenger RNA, 534 nt
Organism: Fulvia fulva
Lineage: Eukaryota; Fungi; Ascomycota; Dothideomycetes; Mycosphaerellales; Mycosphaerellaceae
Exons: 2
Coding region: 1-534 (177 amino acids)
Source: RefSeq, a predicted model, not a curated record
AUGGCCCCUUACUUUUACUUCUUGCCCACAGUAACACAUAGCCAAGACUACCUUGCUGAGCAGCAUACAAUGUCCAACACCAAUAACUAUGAUCAAGCCGCCCCCAGUGUGCUCGCAACUAUGGAUGACUGCAUCGCAAUGGAUCCACACCACGUUCUUGGAGUGGCGGAGAACGCAAGACCGGCCUUGAUCAAAGCUGCCUUCGCUGAUCUUGCAGCCAAAUACCACCCUAUCCACUACGUCAACCCAGCACAUACCCACGAGAUCUUGCUCGACCAGUCUGCAGCGCUACAAGCCGUGGACCUGAACGACUUAGUUUACGCGUCCGAUCAGGGGCCUACUGGCUAUCUUUUCGCCGGCUGGGCGACGCCAUCUAUCGAGCCUGUACGAAGAGGAUAUGACCAGUGGCAGGCGAUCGUGACACGAUGGAACGAGAUUCAGUGGGCGUAUUGGGCAUUGAGCAAGGAGCGCGGCGAGGGAAAAUUGAAUAUACCUCGAAGAGGGGCUCUGCCCAUAAGCUCCAGCAUCUCAUAA